Coregonus clupeaformis (lake whitefish) is the source of this 5037-nucleotide messenger RNA. Its product is annotated as PHD finger protein 12-like. The coding region runs from base 1376 to 4489 and encodes 1037 amino acids. NCBI's taxonomy places the organism in Eukaryota, Metazoa, Chordata, Actinopteri, Salmoniformes, Salmonidae. The transcript is spliced from 13 exons. Gene Ontology annotation, biological process: negative regulation of transcription by RNA polymerase II. Gene Ontology annotation, cellular component: Sin3-type complex; nucleus. The record is from RefSeq and is a predicted model, not a curated record. Gene Ontology annotation, molecular function: protein binding; transcription corepressor activity.
UUUUUUGGGAAUCAUGUUUUCAUCCCGCACAGUAUGUAGCGGGAUGGACAUUAAUUUGUGUGAUCGCCAAUUUACCAUAGAAGAAGAAGAACGUCGAUCAUACUGUGUCCAAAUAAAAUGGCGGGCGAAGGCUACAUUGAAAUGAGGGGGGGUAGUUUUGCUUGCAAGCUUCGUCGGUGGUCAGGCAUAAAUAGAGGGGAAGAUAGCUCGUUAAAGCUGAACAAGACUGUGGCGUAGUUAACUAGCUGUUAUUUCACAACUUAGCAGCGCUAGCUAAUAUUAAUAACGUUAGCUAACCAGUUUAUAGCUAGCUACCUAAAAACGGGAUGAAAACCGCAACCAAAGAUUAUAAAAACGUACUCGUUUGUCUUUGAGGGCUUCCCAUGUGCAUGACAUUUUUAUUAGUUUAUGUGUCGUCGUCUCUAGUUACCACAGCCACAAAGUCAUAGUUAUGGGUAAACCCCUCCUAUUUCUACAAUGUAUCUUCUGAAAGUCUGCUUUUGAACCUUGCCCACACUGCUAACCUAGACCAAAAAGCACAUUUUAGUUGUCAUUAAUUUUGACGAUAUACCCAAUUUGGACUUUAUGGCUGUGGUAACUAGUGACAACCGUUUAUAUGCUGCGGCGGCCAUGUUUUUCAACAAUCUUGAAACGCGCAUGCUCUAACGUAAUUUCAUUCGCGGUUGCGCCAACUCGGAACAAAAAUACAUUUCUUGAGGAUCCUGCACUGUUGGAAGAAUAACAACAAAACGCAUUUUGGAACCCAUUGUUGAAAUAACGCUUAACGUUGCGAGCAUUUUACAUUUUGUGUAUUCUGACUGUUGACAAUGCAAAGUGGAAGCGAGCGGGUUUGCAGAAUUUUCAAUCGUCUUCUAAUCUUAGCUAGGAGCAGAAACAAGAACCAUGGCUAGGCCUCACAUAUACAUUCAGUUGUUCAGCAACCUGAUAACAAGACCGUUUAGAAUAGGCUCAAAGUUGAGGUUUUGAGAAACUCAUAACAUUCGUGAUAUUCUUGCAGUGGUUAGCAAGCAAACAUUGCUUGAUGGCUGGUGUGUCAAACUAACGUUAACUAGCUACCGACGGUACAGUACCGUUGGCGAAAUAGGUAGCUAUCAGUCUAGUGUGUGCCUAACGUUUAUAUUUUAUUCAGAUACAGCAGAUACCUAGCAGUUGCUAGCUUGCAUACGAGGUCGCUACGUAAGCUAACCUUGAUUGGGUCCGUUAUUCCCUCUCCAAUAUACAGUAAUAGACAGAGAAAGGCAAUUUGGAGGAAACGUGUGUGGAGGUUUUUUGACAAAUCCACACAGGACGUGGAACGAAACUAGCUAGCUGGUUCCAUAGGAUUAUUUGCAAGAAGUCGUCGACUGCUGGGUGAAUGUGGGACAAAAUGGAGACGCCAACGAUUGUGUACGACCUGGAUACCUCUGGGGGUUUAAUGGAGCAAAUUCAAACACUGCUCGCACCCCCCAAGUCAGAGGAUGGUGAAAAGAGGAGUCGGAGGAGUGAAAGGGACCUUCGGAGAAAGAGCAGGGCCACCAACCACGACACCUGUGAUAGUUGUCAUGAGGGAGGGGACCUUCUGUGUUGUGACCAUUGUCCUGCCGCCUUCCAUCUACAAUGCUGUAACCCACCAUUGAGUGAAGGAAUGCUGCCCCCUGGUGACUGGAUGUGUCAUCGCUGCAACGUCCGCAGAAAGAAGCGGGAGCAGAAGACUGAGCCGACAAAUGGCCUGCUGGAGAGGGAGAGGCCCCUCUCCAAACGCUCACCCCCCCCUGCAGCUGAACUGGAGCGGGGCACCACCACCAUUACCACCACUACGCUGCGUCUGGACAGGCUGCCCCCCGGGGUCGGAGCAGCAGGACCUGGUCUGCGGGUGGCUGCCGUGCAUCUCGAGCGUCUGGAGCGCCUUGAGCGACCGGGCACACCCACCCCCUCGGAGGAGCAGAACGAUGCAGAGGAGGGGGUGGCCAAGGCAGAGGAGGGGGUGGCCAAGGCAGAGGAGGGGGUGGUGGCCCAGGGCUCUGAACCUGAGCGAGCCACCACCACCACCACCCCUACCCCCACACCACGGCUCCUCAAGAGGCCCUUUCAGCUGCUCAUCGCCGCCGCCAUGGAGAGGAACCCCUCGCAGUUCCAGCUGCCCAACGAGCUCACUUGCACCACAGCACUGCCAGGCAGCAGUAAACGGAGGAGGAAAGAGGAGCUGAUCAUGAAGACUUUCAGGAGGCCACAGCAUGAGAUGGACCCCAAUGGCCUCGUUCCUCUGCCAGUCAGGGUGUGCUUCUCCUGCACAAGGAGCUGUAGAAUGGCCCCCUUGGUUCAGUGUGACUAUUGCCCUCUGCUCUUCCACAUGGACUGCCUGGACCCCCCACUCACUGCCAUGCCCACAGGCAGAUGGAUGUGCCCCAACCAUAUGGAGCACUUGGUGCUGAAGCAGAGGAGCAUGUCCCUAACCAGCCGCUGCCAGCUCUUAGACCAGUUCCAGGACAGGAUAUCCCAGCAUGCCGUCAAGGUGGACUUCCUGCGAUGGGUCCACCGACAGAACCCGCCUGUCCGCAGCGGUGUCCACCACAAGACGAAGGCGCUCAAGGUACCCGACGCUGUUAAGUCCCAGUACAAGAACCCCCCGGCCAUGUUGGCUCCAGCAGGGGUGCGUAACGGGGAGCUGAUCUGUAAUGGCGUCCCAAACCAGGACUGCUCCCCUCAGCAUUUUACCAGCCAGGCGGAGCAACAGGAGUGGCUUCGAGACGUCAUGGCGCUCCAGUGCAGCAUCAUGCGACAUUUAUCUGGCAAGCAGAAGUCCUUGUCAGACUGGGACUCUGAACAGACAGACAAGGAACAGAAAUACAUUAAGCCCUGUGUUGCUCUAGAGGAGACCAGCUCUCUGCCCCUUGCAGAAAGGACAGCUUCUGCCCUGCCUUCCCCCUGCUCUAAGCCCUGCCAUACAUCUGAUGGCACCCAGGGGGCCCCGGUACUGAAGGAACUCUCACAGGGCCAGGAAAGCUGCAGCUGCACGGUGAGGCCAUGUCAGAACUGUCUGACGUGCAGGAAAGUCAACGGGCCCCUAACGGAACAGCCUGUACAAGCCAACGGGCCGGUAGUGUGUGACGCUGCCUCAGAUGCAUGCAGACAGACAGAGCUCCAGCUGCACAUACUCACCCCUCCAGCCUCACUCCCAACCUCUGCUCUGGGGCUACCCAACCACCUGAGAAGAGGGGUUGUGGUUAAAACGGAGAGGGGCAGCCCCCUGGAGUCUUGCACUCAGAAAGGCUGUCCCCCUUCGACGUGUGCAGCUACAGGGCAGGACGUCAAGAGCCAGGCCCACGGGACUCCUCCAGGCAAGGCAGGGGCUCAGGCCACCCCUCUGAGCUGCUGCAGUGAGCUGACGCUCUGCCCAAGCCCCACCCCGGGUGUCCAUGUCUUCACCCCACCCAGAGCCGUCAAAGACUCCAGCACAGCAAGACAGCCCACCACCACACCUCACGGUUUCUCCCCAGGGCCAGAUCUAAAGGGCAGCUCUAUGUUACCCAGCUCCAUCUCCUCCUCCUCCAUAGCAGACCUGUCUGGAGGCAUGAAGGCCAUGAUGGAAGGGGAUGGGGAGAUCGAGGUGAGUAACCUGGAUGAGGAGUUAGUCAAACUCCUGGCCUGGCAGAGGAUACAGCAGCUGUUCCCCCCCAAAGUGGCCCCAACCCCCCAAGGCAGCUGUCUAACCGCUACCCCUCCUCCCACCGUCGCCCUCAAACCUCAAUCUCCCGCACCACGCACAGAGGCAAUCACAGAACAACAGAAGGAGGUGCAGGCGAGAGCAACGUUCUAUCCACUCAUGGGGAAGGGAGGAGCCAUCAACAUGUCUUAUAGGACCCUGUACAUAGGAGCUGGUGCUGACAUGGAUGUGUGCCUUACAAACUAUGGGCAUUGUAAUUAUGUAUCUGGAAAACACGCCUGCAUCUUUUACGACGGGAACACCAAGCACUACGAGCUGCUCAACUACAGUGAGCAUGGGACCACGGUGGACAACGUGCUCUACUCCUGUGACUUCUCUGAAAAGGCCUCCCCUAGCCCGGCUAAUGGCCUGGUGUCCAAAGUGCAGGGCAUUGUCCGCCGCUGUAAGAUGAGAGAGCAGGAGGAGGGGGCUGAGGCUGGGCCAGGCCCCAGGACUGGUCUGAUGCCAUCAGGGGGAGUGAUGAGCAGCCAGCCCCAGGGAGGACCCAGGCUCUCCUGUAAUUGCAAGGCUAGCAGUUCCAGCCUGAUCGGUGGCAGCGGGGCCGGCUGGGAGGGCACAGCGCUGCUCCACCACGGCAGCUACAUCAAACUGGGCUGCAUGCAGUUUGUCUUCAGCAUUGUUGAGUUCGCCAGCAAGCAGCCCAAAGAAGAGGGAGCUGCCACUGCCAAUACCACCCCUGCCAAAACCACCCCUGCCAAUACCACCCCCAGCCAAGAGGGGGCAGACAGACUAUCAAACUCCACCAAGUGCAACUCUGUUCCAUAGCCCAAAUGCUCUCUUUUUCAAAUCUUUCCAGUCAAACCUAAGGGAACCCUAGAGAGCUGGUUGUUACACAGGGAAAAUAUAUAUUUUAAUUUAUUUUGUUUAUACUUUCGCAUUAAAAUCAGUAUCUCAAAUCUGUUAUUUAGAUAAGCGAUUCUCAACUGGUGGGUCGCGACCCAAAUUUGGGUCAUGGGAGGUUGUCUGAGUAGAAAUGUUGUAUGAAGAAAUACUAGUCUAAACUUAGAUGACUUUAUUAUUAUAUUAUUAUUAUUAUUAUGACUUAAACCAGGUAGAAAGUGUGUAGAAAUGAUAAUGAACUUACAAUUAUAAAAAAUGUAUCUCUUCAAUCACAGUAUUUUCAAUAUAGAGCUAUUAGCAGCACUAUUUUGGUUGAUUUUGUGGUCUCACACCAGUGAGUUUAUUAACAUCAAUAAUAUGGGCAACAUUUAAUUAUUGACAAUGAAAGAGGUGGGAAUGUUGUUCCCUUGUCAUAUAAUUGCUACAUUUUACAUUUGUCAUUUAGCAGACGCUCUUAUCCAGAGCGACUUACA